Molecule: messenger RNA, 2662 nt
Organism: Mycena citricolor
Lineage: Eukaryota; Fungi; Basidiomycota; Agaricomycetes; Agaricales; Mycenaceae
Source: the annotation of a GenBank genome assembly
CGCGAGUCAAUGCUGACCGACAAGAACAGCGGUGACAUGGUCUGUACCAUCAUCUUACCCGCUUCGUAACACUUCAUGGCCAUGAAACGCAAUGCCGAAGCCGGAUCCUCUCACCAUCCUGCUAAGCGUGCGCGGAUCCUGGAAGAUCAAGAGGAUAUUCCAAUAGACUAUAAUGAGGAAGAUGCCAUUCCACCUUCGCCUCCAGACGACCCGUCCGACGGCUUAGUCCCGCGUAGUGCGACCAUCAACUUCAGUGCCCUUACGCGCAAGCUGGCGCAAACCCGACGGCCAGGUGAUGAUCCUGUGGACUUGUCCUCGCUCGAGAUACAUCGUCGGAAUCAAGACAAGCUUGUUUCCCACAUAUUUAUGCAGCAAGACUUUUCCUGGCUUCACUUGAAGCCCGACCAUGCCUCUCGCCCUCUGUGGAUCAGUCCUGAAGACGGACACAUUAUUCUGGAGGCGUUUUCACCUAUCGCAGAGCAAGCUCAGGAUUUCCUCACAGCGAUUAGUGAACCUGUCAGCCGACCUGCCUUCAUUCACGAGUAUAAGCUCACUUCAUAUUCGUUGUACGCGGCUGUUUCUGUUGGACUUCAAACGGAAGACAUCAUCGAGGUUUUGAAUCGAUAUUCCAAAGUUCCCCUACCCGAAAGUAUCACAGCUUUCAUACGCGAGCGAACACUCAGUUACGGCAAAGUCAAGCUGGUCCUGAAGCACAAUAAGUACUUCGUAGAGUCAAGUCAUCCAGAGACGUUGCAGCUUCUUCUGAAAGAUAGGACCAUACGUGAGGCGCGAGUGGUCACUACUCAAACGGACACAAGCAUCAAAGCUGCGACUUUCACCACUUCCAAAGCUCCUGUAAAGGGCAGUCUCACCAUUCCCGGGACUAAAGAAGCCGAACGGAAGGAGGACAAUGGGAUAGCGGCCGACAAUAACCCAGACCUAUUCACUUCCGUUGUCGGUGUCGAAGCUGGUGAGUACGGCGGUGGUCUAUCCUUCAUGUCAUUGAUUACUGGUGAAGAUGAAGUCGAGGAAGAUGACGAAAACGAUGUGAAACGACGAUGCAAUGAGCUGGAAUAUCCCAUGCUGGAGGAGUACGAUUUCCGAAAUGAUACGGUCAACGCCAAUCUUGAGAUCAGUCUCAAACCCGCUACCAUCAUCCGACCCUAUCAAGAGACCAGUCUUAGUAAGAUGUUUGGGAAUGGGCAAGUCGACAAUCUUAGGCGUGUCUCUGUUAUGCAAUGGCGACAACAAUUUCUGCAAUGGUCUAAUGUCACCGAAAAGCAAAUUGCUGUUUUCACCGCCGACCAGAAGGAAAGGUUUGCGGGAGAUAGUGGUAUCGUGGUGUCCACCUAUUCCAUGGUAGCCAACACGCACAAUCGGUCUCACGAGUCGAAGAAGAUGAUGGAAUUCUUGACUUCCCGGGAAUGGGGCUUUAUCCUUCUAGACGAAGUCCACGUCGUUCCUGCUGCGAUGUUCCGCCGUGUGGUCACCACUAUCAAAGCCCACUCCAAGCUUGGUCUGACCGCAACCUUGGUGCGAGAAGAUGACAAAAUCGCGGAUCUGAAUUACAUGAUCGGACCUAAGCUGUACGAGGCGAACUGGAUGGACCUUGCCGCCAAGGGACACAUCGCCAACGUACAGUGUGCCGAAGUCUGGUGUCCGAUGACCCCCGAAUUCUACCGUCAAUAUCUUCGAAUCCAGAAUCGCAAGCGCACUCUGCUGUAUUGCAUGAAUCCCAACAAGUUUCAAGCAUGCCAAUUUCUCAUCAAGUACCACGAGGAUCGCGGCGACAAGGUCAUCGUAUUCUCCGAUAAUGUCUAUGCUCUUGAAGCUUACGCGAAACGACUGGGCAAGCUUUACAUCCAUGGUGGCACAGGCCAAACGGAGCGAAUGCGCAUUCUCUCCUGGUUUCAGCACAGUCCGAAAGUCAAUACCAUCUUCCUCUCUAAAGUCGGAGAUACAUCUAUAGACCUUCCUGAAGCCACUUGUUUGAUCCAGAUCUCCUCCCAUUUUGGAUCCCGCCGCCAAGAAGCUCAAAGACUGGGGCGAAUCCUGCGGGCGAAACGACGAAACGACGAGGGCUUCAAUGCCUUUUUCUAUUCGCUCGUCUCGAAGGACACUCAAGAGAUGUACUACUCCACGAAACGACAACAAUUUCUGAUUGACCAGGGCUAUGCCUUCAAAGUCAUUACGCAUCUGGACGGUCUCGACAAGAUGGAAGAUUUGGUUUAUCGUACCCGCGACGAGCAGAUUGAAUUGGUGCAGUCUGUGUUGCUUGCAAGCGAGAGUGAGGCCGAUCUUGGAAGCGAUGUCCGGCACAACGACGGUGACCUGCAGGGGACCAUUACCACCAAGGACUUUGGCCGCCUUCCCCAGAGCCGGAUGCCUGCUGCUCAGCGGACAACGGGCUCUCUCACUGCUCUGAGCGGCGGCGCCCAUAUAUCUUACAUGGAACAGAACAAGUCUGCCAACAAAAAGCUUCCCAAGGAACCUCCUCCUCGGCACAAGCUCUUUGCCAAACGCGACAAGGACAUUGCUGCCGCCAAAAAGGCUGCCAGGCAAGGGUGAUAUAUGUACAUACCUAUGUAAUUUUUGUGUCGUAAAAUGAUGCGAACUCGGUAAAGUGCGCUUCGGUAAAAAAAAAUCCGGAACCUGCCGUCGG